AUGGACGUUCGCCAGGUCACGUCACGCACCGCUCACGAUGGCCCCGAGGACGAGAUUGUCGCCCCAGACGAGCAGCCGUCUGCGGGCGCCGACAUUGAGAAGCGCGCCACCAACGCCUCGUCAUCCGCGCCCUACCAGGAAACCUACCCCGAGGGUGGCACCAAGGCAUGGCUGGUGGUGCUGGGCGCCUGGUUCUCCAUGUUCUCUUCCCUGGGCUUGAUGAACACGAUUGGCAUCUUCCAGGCGUACACGCUGGACCACCAGCUCAAGGGCCAGAGCGAGGGCACCGUCGGCUGGGUCUUCUCCAUCUACACAUUCCUCGCCUUCUUCUGCGGCGUCUACAUUGGGCCUGUCUUUGACAAGCACGGCCCACGCUAUCUCAUCCUGGCCGGCUCGGUGUUGACGGUGGGCGGGAUGCUCUCGACGAGCUUCUGCACCGAGCUGUGGCACUUUAUCAUCGCGUUCGGCAUCCUCUGCGGCGUGGGGACGUCGCUGCUGUUCACGCCCUCGGUCGGGGCCGUGGGCCACUGGUUCAAGGCUCGACGCGGGCUGGCCACCGGCAUUGCGGCCACGGCGGGCGGCUUUGGUGGCAUCAUCUUCCCGCUCAUGGCGAACCCUCUCUUUGGGCAGAUUGGGUUCGGGUGGACGGCGCGCUGCAUAGCGCUCAUUGCGCUCGUCUCCUGCAUCCUGGGCAACCUGCUGGUCCGCUCCCGACUGCCCCCGGCGCCCAACGCCACCGCGAAGCCCGAGUUCAAGAUCUUCAAGCAUGUCACCUUUACCCUCGCGACCGUGGGCCUCUUUUUGCUCGAGUUCAGCCUCUUUAUCCCCGUGGGAUACAUUACGACGUAUGCCCUGCGCAAGGGCUUCGAACCCACCUUUGCCUACCAGCUGAUCCCCAUCUUGAACGCGGGCUCUGUGGUGGGACGUGCUCUGCCUGGCUGGUACGCCGACAUUAUCGGCCCCUUCAACACGUGCAUCUCGUCCGUCGUCCUGUCCCUCUUCGCCUGCUUGGUGAUCUGGCUCCCCUUUGGCCACACCACGCCCGGGAUUGUCAUGUUCGCGCUGCUCUUUGGCUUCGCCUCGGGCACGGGCAUCGCCAUUGCGCCCGUGUGCAUCGGGCGGCUGUGCAAGACGCAGGAGUACGGCCGCUACUACGCCACGGCGUACACGGUGGUCUCCUUUGCGUGCCUCAUCGGGAUCCCGAUUGCGGGCAGCGUGGUGCAGGCCAACGACGGCGAGUACUGGGGCCUGAUCAUCCUGACGGGGACGGUCUAUGUGGGCUCCCUGGCGGCCUUUGUGUGGGCCAAGGCGACUGUCGUCGGCUGGAGGAACUGGACGGCUGUUUUUUAG
Messenger RNA from Emericellopsis cladophorae, 1350 nucleotides. RefSeq names its product Riboflavin transporter-like protein. Gene Ontology annotation, cellular component: fungal-type vacuole membrane. NCBI's taxonomy places the organism in Eukaryota, Fungi, Ascomycota, Sordariomycetes, Hypocreales, Bionectriaceae. The record is from RefSeq and is a predicted model, not a curated record. The transcript has a single exon. Gene Ontology annotation, biological process: transmembrane transport. Gene Ontology annotation, molecular function: transmembrane transporter activity. Bases 1 to 1350 code for a protein of 449 amino acids.